UUAAAAAUGUUCACUUAAAUUUUUAGUUUAAAAUCUAGGAGAAAUAUUUUAAUGCGUUAGAAGUUUUAAAACGUUUUGUAGUAUUUAAGUUAUUCUAAGAUUAUUUAGAAUUCUAAAUAAAAAUAAUAUGGAUUUGCAAGAUUCUAAACUUACAAGUAAAUAUUUAGGACCACUUCUGGGCGGUGCUUUAGCUGGUUUAGCUGUGGAUGUGGCCAUGUAUCCUCUGGAUACAUUGAAGACUCGACUACAGAGUCAACAAGGUUUCUAUAAAGCUGGUGGAUUCGGAGGCGUCUAUAAAGGCCUGUUGACUGUAGCUUCGACGUCGAUGCCAACUGCUUCCCUGUUCUUUGUCUCCUACGAAGCUACAAAGAAUAUCACACAGCCGUUACUGCCUAUACAAUAUGCCCCUCUGGUGCACUUGCUUGCAGCUAAUAUUGCUGAAGUUCUAGCAUGUCUCAUAAGAGUUCCUACAGAAGUGGCAAAACAAAGAAAACAAACAUUUGUUGGAGGGAACGCGAGCAGCAUAAGCAUAUUGGUCCAGGCGUUCCGUACGGAGGGUCUAUGUAAGGGUGUGUACCGGGGGUUCCUGUCGACCGUGCUGCGAGAUGUGCCCUUCAGCUCCAUACAGUUUCCGCUGUGGGAACUCUUCAAGAAGAUGGUGCAGGACCGGAGCCAUAGCAAAAUUACUAGUUUUGAGAGUGCGGUAUGCGGGGCGGCCGCGGGCGCGCUGGCGGCGGCCGCGACGACGCCGCUCGACGUCGCCAAGACGCGCAUCAUGCUGGCCACAGACGGCUCGGCACACAAGGUGCGCAUAGCCCCCGUUCUGGCCCACAUCUACGCUGAGCGGGGCAUCGGGGGCCUCUUCGCCGGCGUGGGGCCCCGAGUCACGAACAUAUUCAUAGGAGGCUUCGUCUUCUUCGGCAUGUACGAGAAAUGUAAGAUGCAUGUAGAGAUAUAUUUGGACAGCUAACAUUGACUAUUUUACUAUACAAUAUUUUUAUAAGUAGGCAAAUAUAUGUGUAUAUUAUAAUAUAAAUAUCACAAAGUUUUAGCAUUGUUUAAUCUUUCAUAAAGAUUUUAUAUUAAUGUUAAAUUGUUUUAAAAAAAGUGAUAAUAUGUGUAUUAGGUUUUCGUGAUUUUGUAUGACAGUAAUUUGAGAAUGUUGCAGUUGGUAACAUGGUACAUGUUGGUACAUAUUAUUUAUUCAUGUUAUUGAUUGUUACUAUUUUGUCUUGUUUAUAUUACAAGCUUAAUAAUAUGUUUAUAAAUGAAAUGUGCAAUACAGACUGUGAUAUACAAAUUCACAAAUAAAAGUAGCUAAAAGCAA
Molecule: messenger RNA, 1327 nt
Organism: Aricia agestis (brown argus)
Lineage: Eukaryota; Metazoa; Arthropoda; Insecta; Lepidoptera; Lycaenidae
Product: S-adenosylmethionine mitochondrial carrier protein homolog
Exons: 7
Coding region: 128-970 (280 amino acids)
Biological process (GO): transmembrane transport
Cellular component (GO): mitochondrial inner membrane
Molecular function (GO): S-adenosyl-L-methionine transmembrane transporter activity
Source: RefSeq, a predicted model, not a curated record